Lecanosticta acicola is the source of this 1310-nucleotide messenger RNA. The record is from the annotation of a GenBank genome assembly. NCBI's taxonomy places the organism in Eukaryota, Fungi, Ascomycota, Dothideomycetes, Mycosphaerellales, Mycosphaerellaceae.
AUGAAGGGUACAGCGCUGUUCGCCUCCGCCCUGGCGGCUGGCACCGCCUCCGCUGGCGGCAUCCACAAGAUGAAGUGCGUCAUGGAAAGCACCGACGUCAGAUGCGAUGGCAAACUGACCUUAUCCCAGGCUUAACAAGGUCCCUCUCUCUGAGCAGCUCGUAAGCCAUCCAUCGCACAGCAUCGCUUGAUCCCGCAGCUGACAGCGCUUCGCAGGAGGGUCUCAGCAUCGAAGACCAUGUCCAGCGCCUCGGCCAGAAGUACCUGGGCAUCCGCCCACAGAGUCGCCUCGACGAGAUGUUCAAGGAAACAUCCGUCCACGCCGAGAAGGGCCACCCAGUCGCCGUCUCCAACUUCCUGAACGCUCAAUACUUCAGCGAGAUUGCGAUUGGAGACCCACCGCAAGAGUUCAAGGUGGUGCUGGAUACCGGCAGCUCCAACCUGUGGGUGCCUAGCCAAGACUGCGGAUCCAUCGCUUGCUACUUGCACUCCAAGUACGACCACAGCUCCUCGAGCUCGUACAAGAAGAAUGGCUCCGAUUUCGCCAUCCGAUACGGCUCCGGCAGCCUUGAGGGAUACGUCAGCAAAGACACCGUGCAGAUUGGAGACCUCAAGAUCAAGGACCAGCUGUUUGCUGAGGCCACCUCGGAGCCAGGCCUUGCCUUCGCAUUCGGCCGCUUCGACGGCAUCAUGGGGUUGGGCUAUGAUACCAUCUCCGUGAACGGUAUCCCACCACCAUUCUACAACAUGAUCGAUCAGGGCCUGCUGGACGAGCCCGUCUUUGCUUUCUACUUGAGCGACACCAACGAGGGCGACGAUUCUGAGGCUGUCUUUGGUGGUGUGGAUGAGAGCCACUACACCGGGGAGAUGACCAAGAUUCCUCUCCGCCGCAAGGCCUACUGGGAGGUUGAUCUUGACGCCAUCACCUUUGGCGACCAGACCGCCCAGAUCGAUGCCACUGGUGCUAUCCUCGACACUGGCACAUCGCUCCUCGCUCUUCCAUCUACGCUUGCCGAGCUCUUGAACAAGGAGAUCGGCGCCAAGAAGUCUUACAACGGCCAGUACACCGUCGACUGCAGCAAGCGCGACUCUCUUCCAGACCUCACCUUCACCCUGACUGGCCACAACUUCACCAUUGGUCCAUACGACUACAUCCUGGAGGUCCAGGGCAGCUGCAUCAGCGCUUUUAUGGGCUUCGACAUUCCGGAGCCAGCCGGCCCCCUUGCCAUCCUUGGUGAUGCUUUCUUGAGGAAGUGGUACUCCGUCUACGACCUCGGCAACAACGCUGUCGGCCUCGCAAAGGCCAAAUAA